Messenger RNA from Xenopus tropicalis (tropical clawed frog), 1940 nucleotides. RefSeq lists its product as uncharacterized. The coding region runs from base 238 to 1494 and encodes 418 amino acids. The transcript has 6 exons. Lineage: Eukaryota; Metazoa; Chordata; Amphibia; Anura; Pipidae. The record is from RefSeq and is a predicted model, not a curated record.
ACAACACGAGAAUGCCUGGCUGGAAAUACAACGUUUGUGUGUCAUAGUGCUUCAGCAAGAAGCAACCAGCAGUGAGAGAGUUAAGAGUCUUUUGAUUAUGAUUCAUCCAGCAGAGACUCCUGGCCGUACGGAUUUUUCUUUUUUAUUGGGUGCAAUUCAGCAGCAGUGCACCAUUAAAGUGUGGAAAACAAGGGUGCUAAGGUUCCAUCUCUCUUUUGCCCAACUCUUUUCGCUAAAAUGGAGGGGCCAGAAGGUCAGGUGAAUGGUACGCAAGUGAAAUAUGAAAGUCUUGCUUUGGAUACAGCUCUGGGCACCCUGGUGGUCAUAAUGGUGUAUGUGGCAGUAAAAUUAAGCAUGGACAGGGUACGGCAAUGGAGGGCCCGUGUAUCUAUCCUUGUGGUGGGUGCAGGACCUGUUGGAUUGACAGCUGCGCUUGUUGCUGUCCGAUCUGGAAAGGUGCUGAAUUUGACAGUCUUGGAUGAGCGCUCCAGAGCUGUCUUGCUAUGCAGACCCCAACAAAUUGCAUUGGACCCUCGUAGUGUCAAAUUUUUGCUUGGCCUUGGUGUAGACUUCGAUAACAUUGAAGGAUGUUGGCACAAUGACCACUUUUUUACCAAGAUCGGUGUCUUUCAAGAGCAUCUUUUAAGUAUUCUGGAACAAAGAAAGCAAACUAUGGAUAUAAGAAUAUUACUGGGAACGAAAUUCACAGAAGAGUAUAUGAGGAAGAUUCCACAGGGAGAAUGGCCCAAGAUAAUUGUUGUGGCUGAUGGCUCGUGUGGAGAAUCAAGCUCUCUUCUGGGUGUUUGCUCAGAGUACAUUGUGGAGUCCUGUAAUGCAUAUGGCGCCAACGCAGCAUUGCAGAGACCAGAUCAGAGGCAGGUACCAACUCCAGAGAUAAGGGCGCACAAUUUAUACUUUGACCUAUCUGCUUAUGGGAUUGAUGUCAAUAAUGCCGGAAAAGAAGCCAGCCCCCAGUUAGGAAUGAGGCCUGGCUUUCACUUGAAAAUAUAUGGGACAUUCCGGAAUCGAUACAUUGCUCUGGCAUGCCCAUCUUCAGACGCCAGAGUUGUUAGAUUUCUACGAUAUACACCCAAUUCCUCAAUUAUGAAGAACAUAUUUCACGAGUCUUUUAAUGCCUACAAAACAGACAUAGAGCCAAGAGUGAGCGACUUAACCCUUCCUCACCUUCAGUGCAGCAGAAGACUCUUUGAAGUAAUGCUGUCUCAUAGAAGGGUAACUGCUGCUUUUAUUGAAGGAGAAAAUAUAGCAGUCACUUUAGAAGGUGAAGCUGCUCGUGUCCUCAACUUUGAUACAGGCUGUGGUGUUAAUCUUGGGCUUCGAGGUCUGGAAUCAUCGGAGGAGUUUAUUUAUAAAGUCGCUACAGCUGUGGACCAGAGUGAUAUCAUUGAAGCGCUAGCAGCUAAAAUCAAACAUUCAAAGCAAGUUGUAGAAGAAUUUAAAUUCCAUGGACUUGCAGCCUCAGUGUUUGAAUGAGCAUAUCGGACAUCCUAGUUAAAUGAUGAUAACCCUGCAAACGUCUUGUAGGAACCAAGAACGUCAGCAUCAGUAGGUUAAGAGUUCCAGUAACUGACUACAUAAGGAAUCUUUUUUUAUCUGAAUCUUGUGAGCAUUAUAGUUACAAGGAAUAUAAAGUAAUUAUACAUGUUAAAAUUAACAGAGCCUUUGUAUUGUAAUCUUACAGUCAUCCUUACACACAACACACUCCAACCCCAGUUAACAUAGAAGAGCAAAUUCAUAUAAAUGUUUAUAUUUUUUAUCCUUUUUUUCUACCUCAAAAGUGUAUUUCCCCUGGGACAGAGCUAUCAUAACUUUUUACAUGUACUGGGAUCAUUUUUUUCAUAGGAAGCCAAUACUGUAUGAACUGAGACUGGCCUGUAUCUAUAUGGAUCGUACAAAUUAAAGUGAUUGCCACAUAAAAA